AUGAGCGCUACAGAGUCAUACAGAGCUCUUGUCAAAAACAUUGAUACCUCAGAUUUUACAGGAACCCAAGUUCCGUGUGACCUACUUCUUUCUGGCGAAAAAGCAUUUCCAGUUGUGGUGAACACCGAAGGUCAAACUCUUAUAGCUGCUUCUCAAUACGGGAAGGGUCGUAUCGUAGUACUAGCACAUGAAGCAUACGUAUCAAGUUCUAACUUUACCCAGUUCAUUGAUAAUGCAAUAGAAUGGCUGAAACCCUCAAAAGAUUCUUUGGUUGGGGUCCAUGAAAAGUUCUCUUCAAUGGUACAAUCUCUCGCUAGCAGAGGCCAUGCCGUGGAGUCUACCUAUGAUUUUUACACUAAAUAUGGAGUCUACUGCAUGCAUGCCUAUGACGAUAGGCAAUCAAGUGAACUCAUCUGGGCUUUAAAAGCAGGACAUGGCUUGUUAAUUGGAGGACGAGCUUGGUAUUGGAUGACUAAGAACAAGCUGAAAAACGUCCUGCUAGAUUUUCCAGGAAACAAGGUGGCAAGUGUAGCUGGUAUCCAAUUUCUUAAUAAUUAUGGAUUCAAAGAUAUGUUUGCCAUAACACCAGAGAUACCAACACGUCCUCUUAUUGCGAAGUAUGUGUGGAACAUUUCUGAAGAUGGUAAGCAAUUGAUGAAUGGAAUAUCUGAGUUGCGUAUAUUUGACAGUGGUACCCCAUCCAAUCUUCUUGUUCACGGGGAAAGGGCCUUUCCUCUUGUAAUAGAUGAAUCCAAUAAAACAUAUCUUGCGGCAUGUUAUUAUGGAAAAGGCAGGGUUGUAGUUGCAACCCACGAGGAUCAAAUUAGCAAAUCUCACCAAAAACAGUUAAUUACUAAUGUAAUCUCUUGGCUAGAUGCCGGAAGGGAUGGAAUAGUUGGCGUACAAAGAGACUUAUAUGAACUUCAAGCUCAUCUUCAUGAACAUGGUUUUGCCAGUAAACGCUCAGACUUCAACACACUUUUCAGUGUCUAUUGCUGUACAUCAUAUACAAAUAAUUAUGCUCAAAAACUCCAGGAAUUUGUUGCAGAGGGUGGUGGAUUACUCAUUGGAGGACAAGCAUGGUAUUGGGCUUCGCAAAAUCCUGGUAUUGAUGAGCUCAUCAACUAUCCUGGAAAUAAUAUAAUCAACCAUUUUGGUAUAAGUAUCAUAGCUGGAAUAGAUGCAUCAUAUAAACGCAAAAAAAUACAUUUUGAGAACCUCAACGAGAAAUAUCAGUGUCGAAGAGCUCUUUCUCAGCUUCAGAAUGCUUUAGACAACAAUCAAAUGAUCCAUGCUCCACUCUCCUCCUGGAUUGUCAAACUAGCUGAAGAUUGUGCAAUACUUCUAAGCAUUGGAGAAAAUGACAGCCAGACUUUUCAUUCUUUAAAAAAGACACUUGUAAAUCUUUUGCUGAAGUUUGGUAUACCAGAGGUUAGUAAUGAUAGGCGAGUGAAAAGAGGGAGCAAGGAGGCUUUUCUGUUGAGAGUGGCAGCAGGACUUCGAAACACAUUGCCCAACUUUGAAAACCUUGCGGCAAAGCUGGUUCCAACUCCUAUAACUCUUCCUGUGACUUCACAUGGCAGCCUAGAAAUCAAUGGCACAAAUAAAGGAAACGGAGCAUGGAGAAGUACUGGAUUUUAUGUUCCGCCAGGAAAAAUUGCUAAAGUGAAUUUUCCAGCAGCUGCAGUCAAUAUGGGACUGGAGGUGCAGGUCGGCUGUCACUCAGAUGACCUCAGUAAUCUUCCUGAGCUGAAACGCCCCCCAUUUGUGACACAGCGAUAUGCAGUUACCCAAACCACUUUACAAGUCUCUAAUAUUUUUGGUGGCCUCCUCUACGUUAUCAUUCCAAAAGGUUGUAACUUAGGACAAAUAAUGAUAAGCAUUGAAGAAGCUGUUCUUGCUCCGUAUUUCAAGCAUGGAGAAACAACUCAGGAUUCCUGGGUGGAAACUAUACGCCAUUACCCUUCACCAUGGGCAGAAUUUGAAAGCGAGAACAUUAUCUUCACAGUUCCGUCUGAUGUAGUCAUUUCCUUGAUGAACCCAAGUGAACCACUCUUGCUCUGGGAAAGGAUCAUGACAGCAGUUUUCGAGUUGUCUGGGCUUCCAUCUCAAUCUGACAGGCCUGAGAGAUUUGUAGCCGACGUACAGAUUACAGAUGGCUGGAUGCACUCUGGUUAUCCCAUAAUGUGCCAUCUGGAGUCAGCUAAAGUUUUUCUAGAUUAUAAUGACCUCUGCAAGGUAACGUGGGGUGCUACCCAUGAACUAGGACACAACCAACAGUUAAGUGAAUGGGAACUACCCCCUCACACAGAUGAAGCUAUGUGCAACCUCUGGGCUAUCUACACCCAUGAAAAUGUACUGGGGAUCCUCCGAGCAGCUGCACAUUUUGAGCUGGAGCCCCAAAACAGAGAACAGAGGAUUGAAAAACAUAUGGAAAGAGGUGCCCCGCUGGAAGAAUGGACUGAGUGGCUCUGUUUGGAAACUUACCUACAGCUACAGGAAAGCUUUGGCUGGGGUCCGUACAUUAAGCUGUUCUCCGAUUACCAGAACAUGGUGGGCAUCAAGGAUGAAAAUAUUUUCAAGAUGAAUCUCUGGGCUGAAUUGUUUUCUCAAGAGGUUAAAAAAAAUUUGGUUCCGUUUUUCAAGACUUGGAAUUGGCCCAUUGAUGAGCAAACAUCAAAAAUACUUUCCUUAUUACCUGAAUGGGAUGAAAAUCCAAUGAAAAAAUAUAUUGUGUAA
Molecule: messenger RNA, 2739 nt
Organism: Pelobates fuscus (common spadefoot toad)
Lineage: Eukaryota; Metazoa; Chordata; Amphibia; Anura; Pelobatidae
Product: TRPM8 channel-associated factor homolog
Exons: 7
Coding region: 1-2739 (912 amino acids)
Biological process (GO): positive regulation of protein targeting to membrane
Cellular component (GO): plasma membrane
Molecular function (GO): transmembrane transporter binding
Source: RefSeq, a predicted model, not a curated record